This is a messenger RNA of Argentina anserina (silverweed cinquefoil), 2029 nucleotides long. RefSeq lists its product as uncharacterized. The record is from RefSeq and is a predicted model, not a curated record. Gene Ontology annotation, molecular function: zinc ion binding; transposase activity; DNA binding. NCBI's taxonomy places the organism in Eukaryota, Viridiplantae, Streptophyta, Magnoliopsida, Rosales, Rosaceae. Bases 4 to 1899 code for a protein of 631 amino acids. The transcript has 5 exons. Gene Ontology annotation, biological process: DNA transposition.
CGGAUGCAGCAUGAGAGCACGUUGCAGAUUAGGAAGUAUGUUGGAGAUCAUAGUUGUUAUAGGGUUGGGGAGAACAGGAUGGUGAGAACACCAUAUCUAAUUGAAAGAUUCUCACACCAUAUUAGACUUAACCCUGGCAUGUCAACAGAGGCUUUUGAAACUCUUAUGUCUUCUGAAUUAAGAACACCAGUUUCACGCCAGCAAGCUUAUAGGACUAAGAGGGCUGCUCUUGAUAUGAUUGAGAGAAGUAUGCAGGAACAAUAUGCAAGGGUGCAAGAUUAUGCUAUGGAGUUGAAGAGGGUUGAUCCACAUACGACUGUGGAUAUCAAGUGUGACUUCAACAAUACACAACAAUUUCCCGUAUUCAAGAGGAUGUACAUAUGCUUAGGAGCACUUAAGCAAGGAUUCAAGGACGGUUGCAGACCUAUUUUGGGAUUAGAUGGGUGUCAUCUCAAGAGUCCAUACGGUGGUCAGCUCCUAUCAGCAGUUGGUCUUGAUGCUAAUAACCAGACCUGGGUUGUUGCUUAUGCUCAAGUGGAGCUCGAGAAUAAGGAUUCAUGGGUUUGGUUCAUGAGACUUUUGGUCAAUGAUUUAGAUAUCCGAGGAGAUGGAAAUGGCUUCACCUUUAUCUCAGAUAAACAAAAGGGGUUGCAGCGUGCAGUUGAAGAUGUGUUACCACUAGCAGAUCAUAGGUUUUGUGUUAGGCAUUUGUGGACCAAUUUCAACAAUCAUUUCCAUGGGAAGGAUAAGAAAGACCAGCUAUGGGCAAUUGCUAAGUCAACAACCAUGGCCUAUUACAACAAAGAGAUGGUCAUGAUGAACCAACUAGACCCGAAAGCGUAUGAGUGGCUACAACAUCCAGAUAGAAAUCCAAAGAACUGGUGCAGAGCACACUUUAAAACUAUUUUGAAGUGUGAUAUGUUGCUUAAUAAUCUGUGUGAGACUUUUAACGCUGCUAUCCUACCUGCUAGAUCUAAACCAGUAAUUUCAUGCUUUGAAGAAAUUAGGGUAAGGAUGAUGAAGAGGAUUGCUGUCAGGAAGGAGAAGAUGAGCAAGGUGAAAGAUCUAAUAUGCCCCAAUCCGAGGAUGAUCCUAGAGAAAAAUAAAGUAAAAGCUGGAUCAGAUUGCACUCCUCAAGCCACUGGGGGUAUGAGCAUUGAGGUAAUAAGCUUCACUGGUGGCAAAUAUGUGGUGAAUUUGCCUGCAAGGGAGUGUGCAUGCAGGAGAUGGGAUCUAACUGGGAUCCCUUGUAAACAUGCCAUAUCUGCCAUUAUUUUUAUGAGACAAAAGCCAGAAGAUUAUGUGGAUGCUUGUUACAUGACUCAGACUUACAUGGCCAUCUACUCUAACACAAUCCAGCCUGUAAAUGGGAUGGACUUGUGGAAUCCAAGUGAUGAACCUCCAAUCCUACCACCACAAUACAACAGACAACCUGGUAGGCCAAAGACCAAGAGGAUAAAAGAUGCUUCCGAGAAAGAUAGUGAUGGUCCUAAGCUUGGAAGGCGGCAGAGAUCUUUGAAGUGUAGUAUGUGCCAUGAAUUGGGGCACAACAUCAAGACAUGUCAUAGGCAUCUACCACCUAAGGCAUCAGCUCCUAAGGCUCCCAAGAAGCGAAAGCUGAAUAAUAGGGAGGGAUCAUCUGCUCAGGAAAAGGGUGUAGAAAAGCCCCUAAAAACAAAGAAUGAACUCAGAGCCAAGUUAGCAAACAAAGCCGAGGCAGCAAAGAAAAAGAGGGAUGAAAAAAAGGCUGCAUCAAGGGUUGCAAGUGCAUCUGCUCCAAGAGGAAGACCCUCAAAGGCUGGUGCAAGCACUAGUCAUGCUACUUCAAGCAAGGGUAAAGCAACACAAGCUUCACAAUCUUCUUCAAGGUCUUCUGUUAGGAUUCAAAAUAAUGCAUGAAAUAAUGGAAAAUAGAGCACUAUGGGUCUUCAAUGAGGUCAACAGCCAAAGUUAUGAAUUAGAGCUUCAUAGGUGCUUCUUUUGUGCAACCAUGAGACAUGUGCUAUGGUUGCUAGGUCUAAUCUUUUGC